Tuber melanosporum (Perigord truffle) is the source of this 678-nucleotide messenger RNA. RefSeq lists its product as uncharacterized. The record is from RefSeq and is a predicted model, not a curated record. The coding region runs from base 1 to 678 and encodes 225 amino acids. Gene Ontology annotation, biological process: glutathione metabolic process. Gene Ontology annotation, molecular function: glutathione peroxidase activity; glutathione transferase activity. NCBI's taxonomy places the organism in Eukaryota, Fungi, Ascomycota, Pezizomycetes, Pezizales, Tuberaceae. The transcript is spliced from 3 exons. Gene Ontology annotation, cellular component: peroxisome; mitochondrion.
AUGGCUUCCAUCCCUAGAAUUAAGACUUAUCUCGAUUGUGUGUCCCCAUACUCCUACUACGCCUUCACUUUCUUAAACAAGCACCGCGCAGCACUGGAUUCCCAUGGCGUGACCAUAGAAUUUGUCCCCAUCUUUCUCGGGGGUGUGAAUGUUGCAACCGGGAACCAGCCCCCGUGGAAGCUCCCCGCGAAAGCCGCGUACGUGGCAAUCGACAUGGGGAAUGCCAAGAGAUACUUCGGACUUCCUGCGUUGAAGAGACCGAGCGUGUUUCCAGUCCCCACAGUUAAGCCGCAACGGGGACUGAUCUACAUAAAAUCUCACUUCCCAGAAGAAACCUACGUAGAGGCGUUCCGUCUUCUAUGGGUUUCGCUUUGGGAACAGGACAAAGAUAUUUCGCAGGAGUCGCAGCUUGUGGAGACUUGGAGUGGAUUGUUUAAUGAGGAAGAACUGAAUAGUAUCAUUGGAGCAACUGAGGAGGAGGAGUACAAGAACGCUUUGAUGGAGAAUACCAAUGAAGCAGUCAAGAACGGGGCAUUUGGGGCACCGUGGUCCGUCGUUAGGAACGCGAAGGGGCAGGAGACGAGGUAUUUUGGGAGUGACAGGUUUCAUUUCAUGUGGGAGUUUCUUGGGAUUGGAGAUGGAACUGGGUUUGCUCCGAGUCCUAAGGCGGUCCUUUGA